Molecule: messenger RNA, 2987 nt
Organism: Myxocyprinus asiaticus (Chinese sucker)
Lineage: Eukaryota; Metazoa; Chordata; Actinopteri; Cypriniformes; Catostomidae
Product: periphilin-1-like
Exons: 6
Coding region: 678-1376 (232 amino acids)
Biological process (GO): protein localization to heterochromatin; negative regulation of DNA-templated transcription; negative regulation of gene expression, epigenetic
Cellular component (GO): nucleoplasm
Source: RefSeq, a predicted model, not a curated record
UGAAUGAAGUACUCUUGUUUUAAAAUCUCCCCGCUCUGCUUUUCAUUGUUAUGACAUCCCAUGAACACUUUAAAAUACUCAUGAUAACUUUUGACAACUCUAUAACCUGUAUAACCUGUAUAACCUGUGCUGUUGGAGAAGAUGCUCCGUUUGACCGAUGCCAGGUGGAUCUGACGACCCAUCUCAUCUACAAGUGACGCGACGCACAUGUUAUUUCCGCGUUUGCAAGAUAGAGUAUCCUUUAGAAACGGAGCGUUUCGUGUCGCUUGCAUGUUGACAGAGUGAAAGAGAAAAUAAGAGUAAAAACUCAGGUUUUAAAGGAAAAGAUUAAAGGAUUUUUUGACACUAACUUCCAUCCGAUGACAAGUGGAGUUGUGAUGCUGAAAGGAGGAUAUCUAUAUCACGAUCAUCCGCAUGCAGACUGUCAUACAAAUCCCUGAAGAUCCGGGAGAUAUUUGGAAACAGAUGGGAAUGCACUGGAAGAGUGAUGAACAGCCAGACUUCAGAACUCACUUAUGACAGCAGCGAGAGAAAAAAAUAGAAAGUGAAAGUGAAAACAAAAUUGUAAACCUAUGGUGCUUGCCUGCAAAUGCUCGCGGAGCUGGUGUUCAUCUAAAGAAAACACAAUAAAUACACAAUAAUCGAUCGACUGAUUCAGCGCGAGACCUUCAGACGGGAUGGACACGCGCACAGAUGGGGGUAAAACGAAAGAGAAACGACCCAUCCACAGGAUGAGGAGUCCUUCACGGUACACCCGCCCUUAUCGACCAAGGUUUGGAGGGAAAUACUUUCGUCCACGGUUUUUCAGGACUGUUGAUGAGCGCUCUUUGCGACGUCCAGGUUUUGUGUUGAGGUAUCAGAGGUAUCACGCAGGCCAGCACUCCAGACUUCAGCGGAGCAGAGAACACAGCCCAAAACUGCUGCUGAAGCACAGAGCCUCGUCCUCAUCCAGUCAGCAGUCUAACAGAGACAAGAACUCUUCCACAGCUGCCAGAGAACACAGUGAACACAACAGCACAGAUGUUCCUCAGUCCUCCUCUGCAGACAGACCAUCACUGUCGUUUACUGUGUCACAAGAAGGUCAGGCCAGAGACGCUCUCCCAUCUCUGACACGUGCAGCAGCUCGAAAUAGAGCCAUACAGAGAAAACGGGAGCAGAUAGAAGAGGUGUACCGACAGGACUGUGAUACAUUUGGGAUGGUUGUGAAGAUGUUAGUGGCCAAGGAUCCAUCCUUGGAGAGGCCAAUUCAGCUGUCUCUGCGUGAAAACUUGAGGGAUAUUGGCUUGCGUUGCGUCGAAGCCAUGGAGGAUUUUAUUCAAGAGUAUGACUCCAGAGAGCCAGACAAUCCAUCCACCUCAAAAGUACACUCCAUCUAGUGAUGAGUGCAAAACUUUUUAAGGACUUGGGUUCACUUCACUGUCAUGUUUUAGGGUUAGGUUAGAUCAGUAACUUGGCAGGUAAGUAUAUCUCCGGGAAAUGUAAGUGUAGAGUAGUUCUAGCGGGAAGACUCACAGCUGUACACCGUUACUCUGCUAUGUUAUAGGUUACUCCAAGCCAAUCAUGCGUCAGCCAUUGCUUUAUAAGGCUGCUCACAAUCUAUCACACUGCUGUUUCAGUGUGCCAACACAGCAACCUCCACCACCCCACCACCACAGGUUGAGUCCCGUCCUACACAGGGGUAGGCCCCUUGCCCCCUGCCUCCAAUCUCGGAUAUGACUGUUCCGAGUACAACUUCUUCGGACCACCAGCGGGGGCUUACGCCAAAGAGAGACAUUACAUUUCUGUUUUUUAUAUUCAUCAAAUAAAUAUCAUCUUAAAGUCUGUGAGUCAUCCUGAUAGAAAGAUACUGAAGGCUUAAAAAGACUGCAUCAGUAAAUGUAAAAAAAAAGAAAAAAGAAAAAAAGAAAGAAAAAUUAACUGCUCAACACCAUAAGUAGUUGAAGGUAUAAUUUUAUCUGUGUACCAUGCAAUGUCAGAUAUUCUCUGAAUUGGAAAUAAUGUCUAGCCUGAUUUAUGUAUUUUUUUUUUUUUUCGAAUAGUAAUUUGCAGAUGUUGUCUUAUGGGAGUAUAAUAUUAAUCUUCUCUUCUCUUCUCUGCUGAUGUUCUGAGUUUAAUUGCUUAGAUUUGUAUUUUAAAAUACACUGAAAUUCAAGCUAAAACAUUAACCAAGAAAAAAAAAAAAAGGGAUAAUGUGAACUUAUCUUAUUCAGUUACAUUACGGCAUGUUAAAUAUAUAUAUAUAUAUAUAUAUAUAUAUAUAUAUAUAUAUAUAUUAAUAUUAUAGAAUGGUUACGCUUUAUUAUGAUUUUCAUAAACAUUAAUAUUACAUAAUAUAAUGCAUAACUGAACAUAUGCAUAUUUAAUUGGACAUCACCUACUGAUCAGUUAAGCAGACAGUAUAUACUAUUUGUAAAUUAUGUAUUAAAAGAAGAUAUUAUGCUAACUAAGACAUACUAUAAAUAUUAUAAAUAUAUUACUGUAACUGUUUACACAUUUUAUGUCUGCUGGCAGGUGGACAGUAGCAUUUAUUUAAAUUAACUAUUUCUUUAAAAAGUUUCAGAUAAAGACAGUAUGUAUAGCAUGUUAUGAUGUUAACAAGCCUAAAAUAUUGGUGGAAGUCAGAUCAAAUAAUAAUGAAUGCCAUUGUACAUAAACUUGAAACACUGGUAACAUGAUUUGAAUUAUUGUGCACUGAAGUGUUUGGCUUGUUUGUGUUAUUUUGAUGGUGCCAUUUGUAUGUCAGGAUACAAUACAUCUGUUGCAGUUAUUACAAAUGAAACUGUCAUCUAUUACUGUAAUAUUUAGAACUGUAAUAUUAGAUUUGCUGUGUGGGAAAAACCACAAAGGGAGAUUAUGCAACACUGAAGCAACUUAAACUAAUGCAAAACUUUAGUUCAGAAAAAGUUUAGACAGGCUCAUCUGAAUGUAUUACCAGAAAAUACAAUACGAAACAAAUUUUUUUUUUUUUUUAAUGUAGCACCUUAACU